AUGGAUGAUUCCGGAGGGCAGGGGAGGCCUCUGGGUGAUCCCCCGGAUAUCCCUGACUCAUGGGCAAGGAAGUUGGUAGGGAGUAGUGGUGGUGGGAUGCGCAGGCCGGAGGAUGUUUUAGAUGAGAAGUUUGUGGCAGAGAGGGUUACUCUCGAAUUCCCUGAUGGGGUGGAUGGGGAACCAGUGAUUACCAUAGGAACGGAUGUGCUGGAGGCUAUGAAUGACUUAUGGAAGCAGUGCAUGAUCGUCAAAGUCCUUGGACGGAAUGUGCCGCUUAUGCCUUUGCAUCAGCGACUAAAAGAAUUAUGGAAACCUAAAGGAGCGAUGGUCGUUAUGGACCUACCCCGUCAGUACUUCAUGAUUCGUUUUGGAGAGGAGGAAGAUUACAUGAAUGCUUUAACAGGAGGACCGUGGAGAGCGUUUGGGAGCUAUCUUAUGGUUCAGGCUUGGAACCCAGAGUUUGAUCCAGUUAAGGAUGAUAUAACUACAACGCCAGUUUGGGUGCGUAUCUCUGAUCUACCAGUUAACUUUUAUCACAAAGCAAUUCUUUUUGGUAUUGCUAAAGGAGUGGGGAAGCCAAUCAGGGUAGAUGCAACCACGUCAAACCUGGAGAGAGCAAGGUUUGCACGGGUCUGUGUGGAGGUUAACCUUAAGAAACCAUUGAAGGGUUCGAUUAUGGUUAAUGGUGCAAGAUUCUAUGUCUCAUAUGAGGGAUUAUCCAAUAUUUGUUCGGGCUGUGGUCUUUAUGGGCAUAUGAUUCAUACGUGUCCGUCGUCGGCUCGAGCAAGAGAGCCAAUGAGUGCCCCUCGAGCUCAGAGUAAUGUGGCUGAGAUGCAUCCAAGUCAAGUGGAAGAUGGUUAUACUCAGGUGAAGCGAUCGGGUUGGAAGCCGGUGAGGUCGAUGGAUGUGGCAGUUGCUGCUAGGGGCCAAAGAGGAAAUGUGAAUCUUGGUGGCCGUGAUUCUCGGCUGGAGAAAAAUAUGGAGAAUAUUACUGUUUCCAACAGUUUUGAACGGUUAAGGGAGGAUUUAGAUUCGGUCAAUCCUCGUGAAGAUACACAGAGUAGAGAUGGGAAUAAAGAAAAUCGAGAUGUGAAUGUGGAGCGUGCUUCGCAAACAGGGCUUGUUGUGUUUGAGGCAGGUCCAUUAAAGCCCAUUGCUGGAAAUCAAAGAAACGGAAAGUGGAGGAAGAAUGGGCCGACAAAGACUAACAAUUGA
Brassica oleracea var. oleracea is the source of this 1215-nucleotide messenger RNA. RefSeq lists its product as uncharacterized. NCBI's taxonomy places the organism in Eukaryota, Viridiplantae, Streptophyta, Magnoliopsida, Brassicales, Brassicaceae. Bases 1 to 1215 code for a protein of 404 amino acids. The transcript has a single exon. The record is from RefSeq and is a predicted model, not a curated record.